Molecule: messenger RNA, 1599 nt
Organism: Castor canadensis (American beaver)
Lineage: Eukaryota; Metazoa; Chordata; Mammalia; Rodentia; Castoridae
Gene: Pdia2
Product: protein disulfide isomerase family A member 2
Biological process (GO): protein folding; response to endoplasmic reticulum stress
Cellular component (GO): endoplasmic reticulum
Molecular function (GO): protein disulfide isomerase activity
Source: RefSeq, a predicted model, not a curated record
AUGAACGACCAGCUCCUGCCUGUGCUGCUGCUGCUGCUCCUGCUGGGGGCCUCAGGCCCACAGGGACAGGAACCUGAGGGCCCCUCGGGGGAGCUUUCUGAGGAGCUCCCUGGAGAGGAAGUUCCCAAGGAGGAUGGGGUCUUGGUCCUGAGCCACCACACCCUCAGCUUGGCCCUGCAGGAGCACGCAGCCCUGCUGGUGGAGUUCUACGCCCCGUGGUGUGGCCACUGCCAGGCACUGGCCCCUGAGUACAGCAAGGCAGCUGCCUUGCUAGCAGCCGAGUCGGCCGCAGUCACGCUGGCCAAGGUGGACGGGCCUGCAGAGCCAGAGCUGACCGAAGAGUUUGAUGUGACACAGUACCCCACACUCAAAUUCUUCCGUGAUGGGAGCCGCACGAACCCGGAGGAGUACACAGGGCCUCAGAAGGCCGAGGGCAUCGUUGAGUGGCUGAGGAGGCGGGUGGGGCCCAGCGCCACACGGCUGGAGGACGAGGAGGGCGUCCAGGCACUGAUGGAUGCCGGGGAUGUGGUGGUCAUUGGCUUCUUUCAGGACCUGCAGGACGAGGAUGUGCUCACUUUCCUGGCCUUGGCCCGUGAAGUUCUGGACAUGACCUUUGGCCUCACUGACCAGUCGCAGCUCUUUCAGAAGUUUGGCAUCACCAAGGACACUGUGGUCCUUUUCAAGAAGUUCGACGAGGGGCGGGCCGACUUUCCGGUAGACGAAGAUCUCGGCCUGGACCUGGGGGAUCUGUCUCGCUUCCUCGUCACCCACAGCAUGCACCUGGUUACAGAGUUCAACAGACAGACAUCUCCCAAGAUCUUCGCCGCCAGGAUCCUCAACCACCUGCUGCUAUUUGUGAACCAGACACUGGCCUCCCAUCGGGAGCUCUUGGCAGGCUUCAGGGAGGCUGCUCCCCCAUUCCGGGGGCAGGUACUGUUUGUGGUGGUGGACGUGGCUGCUGACAAUGACCACGUGCUGCAGUACUUUGGCCUCGAGGCUGAUGAGGCCCCCACCCUACGCUUGAUCAAUGUUGAGACCACCAAGAAGUAUGCGCCAGCAGGCGAGGGGCCUGUCACUGCAGCUUCUGUGGCUGCCUUCUGCCAUGCGGUCCUCCACGGUGAAGUCAAGCCCUACCUCCUGAGCCAGGAAUUGCCCCCUGACUGGGACCAGCGGCCGGUCAAGACACUCGUGGCCAAGAAUUUUGAGCAGGUGGCUUUUGAUGAGAAUAAGAAUGUGUUUGUCAAAUUCUAUGCCCCAUGGUGCAGUCACUGCAAGGAGAUGGCUCCAGCCUGGGAAGCGCUGGCUGAGAGGUACAAGGACCAUGAGGACAUAACCAUCGCUGAGCUGGAUGCCACAGUCAACGAGCUGGAGGCCUUCACAAUACAUGGUUUCCCCACCCUCAAGUUCUUCCCUGCGGGGCCUGAUCGGAAGGUGAUUGAAUACAGAAGCACCAGGGACCUGGAGACCUUUUCCAAGUUCCUGGAUAGUGGGGGUGAGCUGCCUGAGGAGGAGCCUGAAGAGGAGCCUGAGGAGGAGCCUGAGGCCCCCUUCCUGGAGCCACUGGCCAACUCCACUGUGGCGCCCAAGGAGGAGCUGUAG